Solea solea (common sole) is the source of this 2821-nucleotide messenger RNA. RefSeq names its product protocadherin alpha-10-like. NCBI's taxonomy places the organism in Eukaryota, Metazoa, Chordata, Actinopteri, Pleuronectiformes, Soleidae. Gene Ontology annotation, cellular component: plasma membrane. The coding region runs from base 118 to 2523 and encodes 801 amino acids. Gene Ontology annotation, biological process: homophilic cell-cell adhesion. Gene Ontology annotation, molecular function: calcium ion binding. The record is from RefSeq and is a predicted model, not a curated record. The transcript has a single exon.
ACGGUUGUGUUGCUUGAUCGUGACGAAGUCGUAAAAUUAGGUUGGAAUGGUUCUUCUCUGGAAUUGACAUCAGUGGCUCAAGUAUAUUGUUGACUUUUGUCUAGAUGCUCAUUCUCGAUGUGUGAAAUUAUGCAUUUACCAAGAAGGACGAGCUCUGUGUGGAUUUAUCUAUUCUUCCUGCUGCUGGAUUGUUACUGGGGAGCGGUGAGUGGGCAGCUCUCUUACACCGUGUCAGAGGAGGGAAAUCUGGGUACUGUUGUCGGAAAUAUCGCUAAAGAUCUCAACAUUAACGUCCAGGAUUUGGAGUCGCGCAUGUUUCAGAUCGUUUCUGGAUCAAAAAGAAAACAUUUCGAGGUAAAUCUAAAGACUGGUGCCCUCUACGUUAAUGAGAGAAUAGAUCGAGAGGAACUCUGCGGUGACGACACAAAAUGUUCACUCAGUGUAGAAGCAGUAAUAAAUAACCCGUUAAAACUGUACCGGAUUGAAAUGACUAUCUUGGAUGUGAAUGAUAAUUCGCCAUCCUUUCUCAGCACGUCGCAGGAAAUUGACAUUACCGAGAACACUGCGACGGGGGCCAAAUUCCCCCUACAACCUGCAGAGGAUGCAGACGCCGGGAAAAACACUGUUAAUACCUACAAACUGAGUCAAAAUGAACACUUCUCUCUAUAUAUACAUAAAGGAGAGAUAAUGUCGCCUGAAUUAGUUCUUCACAAUGUUUUAGAUCGAGAAAAACAAUCUGUAAUCAGACUCACAUUGACGGCAAUUGAUGGGGGAACUCCUCCUAAGUCAGGAACGAUGGUCAUUACAAUAAAUGUAUUGGAUAUUAAUGACAACGCACCAGUAUUUAGUCAAACUCUGUACAAAGUCAAUGUGUUUGAAAAUGUAAAAAUAGGUACAUCGAUUAUAACAUUGAAUGCUACAGAUUUAGACACAGGCUCAAAUGGAGAGGUGCGUUACUUAAUCAGUAAAGCAGGCCGAGGAAAACAAACCGACGUGUUUUCUAUAGAUGAAAAAACUGGGACUGUAACAAAUAAGAAGAACAUUGACUUUGAAGAAAAUAAUGCUUUUGAGAUUCGAGUACAAGCCAGUGACAGAGCUUCUUCUCCUCUCACUUCACAUGCUAAAUUAUUGAUUGAAGUUUUAGACAUCAAUGACAAUGCACCUGAAAUCACAGUUACAUCAAUGUUAAACACAGUGAAAGAGGAUGCGUCCAUAGGCACAGCUAUUGCACUAGUGUCAGUAUUUGAUAAGGAUGGAGGUAACAACGGUAUUGUGAAUUGUAAAAUUUCCAAUAACGUUCCUUUCAAAUUAGACUCCAGUUAUAAGAAUUACUAUUCGUUGGUGGUGGACGGUCCUCUUGACAGAGAAAGCGCGUCUCAAUACAACAUCAGCAUCACUGCUACUGACGAGGGGAGUCCACCACUCUCCAGCACAAGUGUUAUUACUGUACAUGUGUCAGAUGUAAACGAUAACAAACCAAUAUUCAUAGAAAAUAUGAUCAACAUCUAUCUAAAAGAAAACAGUCCAGUAGGAGCAGUUAUAAAAACUGUAUCAGCAUUUGAUGUUGACGUCGAUCAAAAUGGUGAGGUGAGGUUUUCAUUUUUACAUGACAACAGUGAUUCACUGCCUCUCUCGACAAUGAUGAACAUCAACUCAGAGACUGGAGAUAUAAUCAGUCUACAGUCUUUUAACUUUGAGGAGUUAAAAACGUUCCAGUUCAAAGUUCAGGCCACAGACUCUGGUGUUCCUCCGCUCAGCAGCAACGUGACAGUGAACGUUUUUAUCUUGGAUGAAAAUGACAACAGUCCCGUGAUUCUCGCGCCCUAUUCUGAGCACGGCUCCGUUAACAGUGAGAGCAUCCCUUAUAAUGUUGAAGCGGGACACAUUGUGGCAAAGAUCAGGGCUGUAGACGCAGACUCUGGAUACAACGCGCUGCUUUCUUAUCACCUCCCUGAGCCCAAAGGAAACAACCUCUUCCGGAUCGGAACCAGCACCGGGGAAAUCAAGACUAAGAGGAGAAUGAGUGACAAUGACCUAAAAACUCACCCCUUGGUGGUGCUGGUUUCUGACAACGGAGAACCCUCCCUGUCAGCUACUGUGUCUAUAGAGGUGAUGGUGGUUGAAAACUCAGCUGACAUCCAGACUCAGUUCGGACAUGUGCCCAUAAAGGACGAGAGCUUCACUUCACUAAACCUGUAUCUGCUGAUCGCCAUUGUGUCGGUGUCAGCCAUCUUUCUGCUCAGCCUCAUCAGUUUAAUCGCUGUCAAAUGCCACAGGACAGACAGCAGUUUCAGCAGGUACAGCGCCCCCAUGAUCACCACCCAUCCAGACGGGAGCUGGUCUUACUCUAAAGCUACACAGCAGUAUGACGUCUGUUUCAGCUCAGACACGCUCAAGAGUGACGUAGUGGUUUUCCCCGCAUCGUAUCCACCUGUAGAUGCGGAGCUGAUCAGUAUUAACGGAGGAGACACGUAUACCAGGACUCAGACUUUACCUAAUACAGAGAAGGUAAGAGAACUAUAACAAUACUCAGUUCUACAUUUUUCUAAGAAGUAUACGACAUAAGGUUGCUUUACUGGUUUGUAAUAUGGGUUUAAAGGCUAAAAUAUAUAUAAAAACAAGACACAGAAUGAGCACCAGAGCAAAGUUUCAUUUUUCAAUGGUCACAAAUUGUUUCCAUCCCUGCUUCAUUUUAAUCCUCUUAUAUGUCGUUUUCAAAGUAAAAGAAUUUCGGAAAUGAUGUCAACAUUCUGUUCGUCGCUAUCCGUGGUGCUGAAGAGAACUUGACAUCUUACUGACAAUUUCCACAAGAGAAAAUGCA